Messenger RNA from Penicillium subrubescens, 742 nucleotides. RefSeq names its product putative cyanate hydratase (gene cyn1). Bases 149 to 631 code for a protein of 160 amino acids. The record is from RefSeq and is a predicted model, not a curated record. The transcript is spliced from 3 exons. Lineage: Eukaryota; Fungi; Ascomycota; Eurotiomycetes; Eurotiales; Aspergillaceae. Gene Ontology annotation, molecular function: DNA binding; cyanate hydratase activity.
AUCUGCCCCGCAUCAGUGGCAACCCAUCAGACAAGUGAUAACUUGAUAACAAUACCUACCAAGCACCCCUCAUCUUUCUCUCUUCGUAACUUCUUUGAUUUCACUCUGCUACAUAUCUACAUUGUUCUCUACUCAAUUUUCAACCAUCAUGUCUCUCGCCACUCUCGAUACCUCCCAACACCCCAACCUCCCCGCCUCCUCAGCAACCCUCUUCGCAGCCAAGGCCAGCAAGAAGCUCAGCUUUGAGCAAAUCGCCCAGCACAUCGGCCGUAAUGAAGUAGCCGUUGCUGCCCUCUUCUAUGGUCAAGCCAAAGCCUCCCCGGAGGAUAUCGUGAAGCUAUCCGAGCUUUUCGGCAUCGACCAUGCUCUUUUAGAAGACCAGCUCACUGGUUUCCCCGAUCGUGGCAAGUCAGUUGAGAUGCCACCCAAGGAACCGCUGAUUUAUCGGCUGUAUGAGAUUGUGCAGAAUUAUGGGUAUGCGUAUAAGGCGGUGCUGAAUGAGAAGUUUGGGGAUGGGAUUAUGAGUGCGAUUUCUUUUUCGACGAAGGUCGAGAAGGAGACUGAUGCGGAUGGGAAUAAUUGGGCUGUUAUUACUUUGCGGGGAAAGUGGUUGCCUUUCUCGCGAUUCUAGGAUCUGGAUUCGGUUUAGUGAGCAGGUGGAAGCCAUGAUUGGAAGUAAGGCUUUCCUUCAAAUGGCAAUCAGAUAGUCAUCUAUAUCAGAGAAAUAUAUGAGCUUCUUAGG